This is a messenger RNA of Entelurus aequoreus (snake pipefish), 747 nucleotides long. RefSeq names its product sodium/hydrogen exchanger 2-like. The transcript is spliced from 2 exons. The record is from RefSeq and is a predicted model, not a curated record. Gene Ontology annotation, cellular component: membrane. Gene Ontology annotation, molecular function: sodium:proton antiporter activity. Gene Ontology annotation, biological process: proton transmembrane transport. NCBI's taxonomy places the organism in Eukaryota, Metazoa, Chordata, Actinopteri, Syngnathiformes, Syngnathidae. Bases 1 to 747 code for a protein of 248 amino acids.
AUGGAGCACACCAUCGCUGGCUUUGAGGACUUGUGUGGACAGUGGAGUCACUUCUACUGGAAGAACAAGUUCAUAAUGUUCAACUAUCACACCCUGCAUCGCAUCCUCUUCCGGGACAACUGGGCCGAGUCCAGCAUCGUGUUCGGAGACUGUCUCUUCAACGACGCCGUCACUGUGGUUUUGUACAUGUUCACAUUUGUGGGGGAGAUGCCGGUGGUGGAGUCGGUGGUGGAGCAGGUGGACGUCUUCCUGGGCGUGGCGCGCUUCUUCAUAGUGGGCCUUGGUGGAAUGGGCUUCGGCGUCCUCUUCGGCUUUGUGGCGGCCUUCACCACCAGGUUCACCUCCAAGGUGCGGGAGAUCGAGCCGCUAUUCAUCUUCAUGUACAUGUACCUUGCCUACCUGGUGGCCGAGCUCUUCGCCAUCUCGUCCAUCAUGGCCAUCGUGACGUGCGCCCUGACCAUGAAGUACUACGUGGAGGAGAACGUGUCUCAGCGCUCGUGCACCAUCCUCCGCCAAGUGGUAAAGGUGCUGGGCAUCCGACCUUUGAUCGAGUUUAUCAACGUGUGCAGAACCAACCGCAAUCUGGAGACCAUCAAUGUGGAGGUCUAUUGCAGGCUGAUUGAGAACACCAUCGCUGGAAUUGAGGACUUGUGUCGACAGUGGAGUCACUUCUACUGGAAGGAAGAGUUCAUGAAGUUCAACAAUCACAUCCUGCGUCGCAUCCUCAUCAGGGACAACUGGGCUUAG